AUGGACAAGAUCCCAACCGUUGUAGAUAAAAACAAGGCUCGGAAACGACAGAGCAACCCAGAAAAAUGGAAGCGAAACCAGCAGAAGUUAGAGAGGAAUGUGUUUAACACCAAUUUUAACUUGGGAUUCGGUUCGCCGCACACAGACGUGUGCUCUGUCUGUUUGCAAUAUGCAGAGAAAAUUAAGGGAGCUAGAGAUAACAGAACUAAAAUUGAUUUGAUGAUCCAGUUAAGAGUUCACAAAAAACGCGCUCAAACUUUUUUCAAUUACCUGAAAGAAGAUUCCCCGAAUGUUUUUAUAUUAUCAUACGACUGCCAAAAGAACAUGCCGCUACCCAAAAUUACCGAUCAGAACACAUAUUAUUCUGGACAGAUUUAUUUUUUCGAUUUCACAAUUGUAGCAGGCUCUUCAAAGUCACAGUUAAAUAAAGACAGUACUUUUGCAUAUCUUUGGACUGAAGACCGAUUUCCGAAAGAUUCUAACUUAAUUGCAUCUGCGAUCUAUCAUCGAUUAAAUGCAACGACAUUUCCUCUUCAAAUUAAUACGGUAAGAUUAAUGGCCGAUGGGUGCGCCGGCCAAAACAAGAAUACCACUGUUGCAGGAAUGUGCCAAAAGUGGUUAACAGAAGCUCCUCAACAUAUAAAGAAGAUGGAAAUAAUAUUUCCUGUCGUGGGCCAUUCUUUUCUUCCCGCAGAUCGUGUUUUCGGGACAAUAGAGAAGGAGUUUCGCAAGCCAAACACAAUAUUGGAGCCGACUGGUUACACGAAUAUUAUAAAAGAAUACUCCAGUCUCAUUUCAGUGGGACAAGAAUGUCCGGUCAAAGAUUGGAAAGACGCUGCCAAAAAGGUUUUAAAAUCCGUUGGAACAUGGCAUGUGCCUUUUAUGAAGUGCAAGCGUUUUAUAUUGAAGCGUUCUAAAAUAACAGUUGGAAAUAUAUUGGUAAAAGGUGAAAUACAUUAUGUUGCUGACACCGGAGCAUAUAGAAAUGUCUGUAAAAAAGGCAAAUAUACGAACAUGAUCAAUACGCAAGAUAUACGAUUGGGAUCGGGAACCCUUAAAGCAACAAAAAUUAGAGAUGUCAACAAAUUAUUAAGUACUCACUUUGACGCUGACUGGAGGAGUUAUGAGAUGUUGUCUUUUUACGAUAAAUUGAUACCAAAUACGGUACCAGUCGAUGACGUGGAAAAUGAAGAGGAUGAAAAUAAUGAUGUUGAUCUAGAAACUUCGUGCCAAGAACAAAUAAUUUUAAAUGACCUAAUGAUUUAA
This is a messenger RNA of Parnassius apollo (apollo), 1266 nucleotides long. The record is from the annotation of a GenBank genome assembly. NCBI's taxonomy places the organism in Eukaryota, Metazoa, Arthropoda, Insecta, Lepidoptera, Papilionidae.